AGAGAGAGAGAGUGAGAGAAAGCGAGAGAGAGAGAGAGUGGUGUCCGCCGAGCUCUCUCUCUCUUCGGUCUCGCUCUUCCAGGAAGGGAUUAUUAACCAGCGCGCUGCCGACAUGUGAAGGGAAAACACACGCAGACAAAAGAAGUUUUCACACCGACGACCACGCUAUGGACCCGGCCAGCAAAUAAAGGAAGGAGGAAGAAAAAAAAAGGGAAAAGAAGCGGGCUACAUGAAAAAAACAACUUCUCCCACAAACACAAGCCGAGCAGUCGGGCUGCCGCUCGCGCUGCAGCUGUGCGGGUUUCUAUAAGAAAGGAAAGAAGAUAAAGAACAGCGCGCGACGGAAAAGUGGAGAGAAGUUGACUGGAGAUAAUGUCUGAAUCCUCCUCCGCUGCGAACAAGCAGGAGAGGAGCUCUUUCAGUCCUUCCGCGAACCCGCUGCCAAACUCUACUUCCUCCCCCGUCCAUGCUCCCGCCGCGAGGCCAGCCAGCCGAAUGGAGGACGAGCCUGCCAGGCUGCCUGCGCACCUGCGUCUGCAGCCAGUCUUUUGGAGCAGGGACGACGUGGCCCAGUGGCUACGAUGGGCUGAGAAGGAGUUUGCCCUGCGCCCGAUCACCAGCGGUUCUUUCCAGAUGAAUGGCAAAGCCCUGCUGCUGCUUACCAAGGAGGACUUCCGCUACCGAUCCCCUCCCUCUGGGGAUGUCCUGUACGAGCUGCUGCAACAUAUCCUGAAGCAGAGGAAGUCUCAUGUGUUUUAUCCGUCUGCUUACUUCCCUGGGAACUCCUUCCAUUCGCUGCCUGAAAGCGCUGUGCAGCACCUGAAGCUCGAAGAAACGGUACGACGGGGACCACGUGGUACAGAACCCAUCCCCCAGCAUCCACCAACCAUCGAACUGCGGCACCGCUCCCGCUCGCCGCACAACCCGGCCCCGCGACGAUCUCCCACCGAGCCGAACCACCCUCGCCCCGCCAAUGAGGACUCCCUGCAAACCUUCUCCCAGCUGCCCGACAGCAAUCACCACCUGCCGGAGGAAAUGUACCCGUUGUCGGUGUCCCCGGCUGCACCCAACGGGCGCUGCGCUACACCCAGAGAAGCCCCCUGUCCAGGCAGCCCUGGGGGCCAGGAGGCAGGCCCUCCUCGCGUUAUCCAACUCAUGCCCAGCGCCAUCAUGAACCCUUUGCUCCUCAGUCCAAGCAGGAGUGGCGGGGCUGCUGGCAUGGACUUCAGGCACAACCGCGGGGGACCCCUGUCUCAGGUGACGCUGGAGAACGGCCGUGAGGGGAAAGUCCACGGACACCAUCAUCAGCUAGCCCAGCAGCACCAACAGCAGCAUCAGCAGCAACAACAGCAGCAGUUACUACAGCAGCAGCAGGAGGAGGCGCUCUACAGGAACCACGUCAUCAUGCCCGUGUCUCCUCCAGAGGAGCAGCAGAUGCCCAUCGGGCGGAUAGCAGACUGCAGGCUGCUGUGGGACUACGUCUACCAGCUCCUUUCAGACAGCAGGUACGAGAACUACAUCCGCUGGGAGGAUCCGGAGAGCAAAGUCUUCCGCAUCAUGGACCCCAACGGCCUGGCCAGGCUCUGGGGGAAUCACAAGAACAGGACCAAUAUGACGUACGAGAAGAUGUCGCGAGCACUGAGACACUACUACAAACUGAACAUUAUCAGGAAAGAGCCUGGCCAAAGGCUUCUGUUCAGAUUCAUGAAAACCCCUGACGAGAUAAUGAACGGACAGACUGACAGGCUGGAGCACCUGGAGUCCGACACAGACGAACAAAUCUACAUCAAGGAGGAAUGCUGAGGAAUUCUGGGAAAGCGAGUCCAUAAACUGCUUACUACUACUACUACUUCUACUAUUACUACUACUACAGCCGCUGAUGCCUUUCAGAAGCAGCUCGAAAAAUCAACAUUGAAAUUAAAGCGUGCACAGGUGUUCAGUGGUGUCAUUCCUACAGGGAGAGGCAUGAAAUGCAGUCUUUCCUAACAUGGCCUUAGGAUGAUAUUAACCUGGGGAAAAAAACAAAAAAAAAAAACAGCAUCGGGUGUUUUCGGAUCUUUCGGACGGACUGAACUGAAAGGUCUCUCUUUUAAGUGUUUCCUUCUCUUUCCGAGCUGCAAAAGCCAAUCACUUUGUGCUUAUGUCACUGUUUGAUCGUUUUUGUCUCCUCACAUGCAUUAUACAAAGGAAUUUUGCUGUUUCUAAAAAACAAAAAGAAAAAAAAGAAUGAAAGAAAGAAAUUUGUGAGUGUGUGUGUGUGUGUGUGUGUGACCGGAAUGUUUUCACCAUGGAAUAAACAACUUUUUGAUCAGA
Pundamilia nyererei is the source of this 2313-nucleotide messenger RNA. RefSeq names its product ETS variant transcription factor 6 (gene etv6). Bases 373 to 1803 code for a protein of 476 amino acids. Lineage: Eukaryota; Metazoa; Chordata; Actinopteri; Cichliformes; Cichlidae. Gene Ontology annotation, cellular component: nucleus. Gene Ontology annotation, molecular function: sequence-specific DNA binding; DNA-binding transcription factor activity, RNA polymerase II-specific. Gene Ontology annotation, biological process: regulation of transcription by RNA polymerase II; cell differentiation. The record is from RefSeq and is a predicted model, not a curated record. The transcript is spliced from 8 exons.